UUUUGCAAGGCUACAGGAUCUACAUCGGUCAAUACAUUCCAAACUUAUCAUCCCAUUGACACAACCAUCGCAGUUGAAUUCGCCACAGGAAAAGGUUCUGGUCCUGAAGGCGAGUCUGAGUACCGUUUGUACUUUGGCAAUGAAUGGCGCAAAGCAAAGUGGAAUCACAUUGUUGUCCGGAACAUAAUAACAUUAAUUAGCUCGCAGAAAGAACAAGCUCACAUUUAUGGAGAUUUGUCCUCCGAAGUCAUAGAAGCUUACGUUUGGGACUUGGUAGCACAGGCCCGCGUUUCCUGGAGGGCCCGCCUACCUCGUCCUCAUGUAGCUGAAUCACGUUGGGAAACGCCGGCAGAGGCCCGCACUCGUGCUGAGGAGUAUGAAAGCAGACGCGAGAUGGAGUUACGGGUGAAUUCUCGUAAACGUAGUAAAUACGUUGAACGCAAAGAUGGCGUAAUCAAAGCUUCUGCAUCAGCAUUUGAUACUAGGAAGUGGACCAUGGUACAGAAUGUCCUGCUCAAAUGCGGUAUAGAGGUGCAGUCCUCUGAUAACACCGACGCAGACGAUGAAGUCAAUUCACCCGCGGCACUCCGCACCGCUGUUCCGCAUUAUCGACGACGCAUCCUCGGCGUUGUUUUCGAAGACUUAGACACCAAGAUCAAAGAACUGAACUGA
Messenger RNA from Lentinula edodes (shiitake mushroom), 672 nucleotides. RefSeq lists its product as uncharacterized. The transcript has 2 exons. The annotation marks the transcript as partial. The record is from RefSeq and is a predicted model, not a curated record. Lineage: Eukaryota; Fungi; Basidiomycota; Agaricomycetes; Agaricales; Omphalotaceae.